Molecule: messenger RNA, 593 nt
Organism: Paramuricea clavata
Lineage: Eukaryota; Metazoa; Cnidaria; Anthozoa; Malacalcyonacea; Plexauridae
Source: the annotation of a GenBank genome assembly
UCAAAUAAACAUACAGAAGCUGAUACAAAAGACAUACUAAAUACGAGAAUGUUGAAUUGUUCAAUUGAAGAACCAGAUACGACUCGUUCUGAAGAGAGCGCGUCUGUGGGAAUCAACAAAUUAAAGAAUUAUGCAGAAAACCAUCAUUAUUGCUAUUGUGCUUUGUGUGCCCUCGUCAUAUCAAGGUAGGUCGAGUUUUAUAAUAAUAAUAAUAAUAAUAAUAUUUAUUCAAGAAGCUCCACUCACUGAAGUGUUUUUCAGCUAGUCCUGUGUUUUGAGGUAGUAUGUUGCAUUCUUACCAAAGAAAGCUUUGGUAAUAUAAUAAUUAUAUUUAAUUUACUAAAAAUAUGUUCAUUUGUAGGUUUUUACUGCACAAAUAUUCUACUCGCUCUCAAUUUACAAAAUGUGGAAGAAGACAUGGAAAUAUUCUCAAAGUAAGUAUAAUGGUAUAAUUACACCUCUGUCAUACGCAGAAUGACAAUUGUAUACGACUAGUUGUAUUGUGUAAAUGGGCUUAAUGAAUUUUUUAGGUAAACUUCUUGAUCAAAAACAUAACUUGUGCUACUAAUGAAAUAGUGAAUGAAACAAGGAAG